Messenger RNA from Rattus norvegicus (Norway rat), 6253 nucleotides. NCBI's taxonomy places the organism in Eukaryota, Metazoa, Chordata, Mammalia, Rodentia, Muridae. The record is from RefSeq and is a predicted model, not a curated record.
UUUAUUUUUUGUAACCAUUUUGCAAUCAUUGACUGGGGUUCUGUCAACUAGACUAUAAGAAAACAGAUUAAUAAAAAGAAAAUAGAAUAUAUUCAUGAUCCAUAUACUUGGGAGUAUGCAUGCGUGUGCAUGCUUGUAUGUACUCUUGUGCACAUGUAUGUACAAUAUGCAUACAUGCAUGUGUAUCUGUAUAUAGGGACUGGAGGACAGCCUUGGCUACCCUUCUCAGGAAUGCUGUCCAUCUCCUUUGAGAUAGGAUCCCUCAUUGAGGAGGAGCUCACCCAUCAGACAAGACUGGCUAGCCAAUAAACCAAGGAGGUCCUCCUGGUGCUCUAUGAGGAGACUGCACCAGUAUACCUAGCGCUUAUAGUGUAUCUUAGCAGAGCCAUUCAUGUGUGGAGAAGAGGCCAAGGACAAGGGUGAUGAGUUUCCAGGGGCACAAUUAUGAGAAGGCAUAUGUAUUUAAGGGACCUAUUGGGAGACAAGCACUAGGUAGUAGGAAUUGUACAUCAAUUCCUCCAGGUUCCUAAAAGUUAUAAUAACUAACUUGUGCCUUUCCUCAUGUAGACAGGAAAUGAGGACUCCUUUAUAAGAGGAGUGUUUUCAAAUGGAAGGGGCCACAGAGUUCUUACAACAGCUUCUUCUCGCUUGCUUUUAGUUCAAUCUUUUGUCAUAUUUGGGUGACAUGUUCUACUGCUCUUCAGGUUCAUCACCCCAGAGCCCAAUGCAUCUGCUGCUGUAGGGAAUAGGCUGCUGGGUAUGGGUGCAGGGAGGCUUCGGAGAUGGAGGCAGUAAAGAAAGACAGUCCUGACAGCCAGCUGUUGAGCUCGAGAGGCCCUAAUAUCUGCAGGUACCUCUGAUCUAUUGCUAUUACCAACAACAGAGCAAACUUUCUUUCUCUAGUUUCCGCCUUGCACUCUUUCAGAUAUCCUGCUUUUGCCAUUUUUCUUCUCUUUAAUACCACUCUGUUUUGUUUUGUUUUUCAAGGCAGGGUUUCUCUGUGCAGCCCUGCAUGUCCUGGAACUUGCUCUGUAGAUCAGGAUGGCUUCAACUCAGAGAUCUACCUGCCUCCUGAGUGCUGGGAUUACAGGUGUAUGCCACCACUGACUGGCUUCAAUGCCAUUCUUGAUGCUUAUUUAUACAAAUGUCUCCUGGUUGGAGAAGUUGACAAUGAGGAAGAAAGCUCACAUUGAGUUCCCUAAAGGUCAGUCUUAGGUGGUGAUGCCUAAUAUUUAUUCACAGCAGCCAGUUAGUGCAAGCUGUGCAGUAUCUUUGCAGGAAUAGUCUCAUCCCAUCUUCCCAAGAGUCUCUAAAACAGAGUUGAUCACUCUUCCCACUUUAAACUGAAGACAAGCUGAGAGAGCUGGUUAGCAUGCUCAAUGUCAUGAAGCUAGGAAGUGAAGCAAGGACUUGGACACAGGUCAUGGAAUGCUGAAUUCUUCCAGUUUCUUCAGUUGCUCCUACCCAUUCCCCUCCACAGAUGGAUGGUCUGCCAUUCUCACUAGCCCUGGCCUCCCGUGAUCAACCAUAUCUUACAGAGCGCAGAGAGUAGAGCACUGUGUCAUGGUUCCUCUCUCUGCAAACUGUUCCGAGAACUGGUGUUCACUUUCCCUCAAAUUGUCCAUGUCAUCUUAUUCCUUCCAACUCCAUGGUUUGCUCUUUGUUUCAGGCCUUUGUGGGUAGUCCAGGGUGAUGGUCAUCUUGGUAUCUUGCUUUUCAAAAAUCAUCAAAGCACCCCAAAAACUAGAGGAUAAAAUGUAGACACCCUGCCACACUUUUGUUUUUACUCACAGUGAUUGUGAACAUCAAAAUAUUCACACUUUGUUCUUGCUCACUGCCACAUCCAAAUUCCACUUACAUCCUCUCCAGUGGGUUUCCUCAUAGAUGAUAUACAUAUAUACCUACAUACAUACUUGUGUAUGUGUAUGUGUCCUCAAUUAUUCACCAUCACUCUAUUUGUAUGUAUGCAUCUAUAUCUCUCUAUCUCUCUAUCUAUCUAUUGAUCUAUAUCUAUUAUUUAUCUGUCCACCAACUAUGUAUGUCAUAUGUCACUUAACUGUCUGCCUGCUGUCCAUCCAUCUAGCCAUCCAUCCAUCUGUCCGUCAUCUACGUAAACCAUUUAAAGUGCAUUUUGUGGUUAACUUUGCCAUACAUACUUUGGGCAAAACAGACAAAUACAAUUUAGACACUAACUCAUAUAUAUGCAUUGUUUCUCAAGGGUACUGGUGAGGUUCAGACUUCCUUCUAGAAAGUUCUCCUUAUUCUCCUCCAUGGAUGGAGAUAUUGCUUUUCUCACUAGCCCUGACCUGAAGAAUCAUUCAUGUCUCAUAACUUUGGGUUUUAGUGUAACAUAACAAACCAGAGCCCGGGGGUAUUGGCAUAUCCCAGAACCCCAAGUCUAAAUUAGACUCAAGUAUAUCACUCUUUGUCAUUUGUAGCUCAAUGAUCUUUUUAUGCAGGUGGCUUAAAAUCUGAAUCUAUCUUCCUGAUUCUAGAAAAUGCUUCCAAUUGUACAUCUUGACUAUAAUGGUUAAACUUACUUUUCUGUAUUACCUUUGAAGCUAUUUAGCAUAGUGGUUAGGACUAUACCCUGUGGGUCUGUGAGUCAUAGGCUCAAACCCUAUCUGUGCCCUUUACUUGUGUGACCUUAGAUGAGUUAACUCUCAAAAGCUCCUUUUCCCUGUCUGGGAAAGAGACACUAGGGUCCGGCCUCUAUGCUCUUGGGAAGUAUCUUGUGCUGCUGAACUCACCACCAUAAUGAACUCAGAUCAAGCUUUCCCAGUAGCCUGUGUGUGCGAAGGGCAGCGUUUCUCAACUGCAAUUGCUUAGGGCAGAAAAGGGGAAAGAAAGAACUUGGAGGUAGAAGAGUGUUGAGAGGGGAGUGCAGGUGGGUUCCUUUAUCCUCCUAUCACGUGUUGGGGGAGGGCAUACUUGGCCUCAUAUGGGGUUGGGGGCAACCUUUAGGAGCCUCUCUUUCCAUGGAUUUGUCCUAGUGCUUGAAUAGGAAACAGUUCUGUCAUCCUGCCAGUGUCCAGGUUACAGUUUUAAUCAGGCUCUCCCUGGCUGAUUGAGAGGAUUACAACCAACACCUGUCCCAGCACCCCAUUCCAGCCUUCUAUGCCAUCUUUCUCAGCCUCUUCUAUAAGCCUCUCAUCUCAGGUUCUAGUCCCAUCCCGCCCUCUCAGCUUCCCAUCCCAGGCCAUGCUAGCUCUCCUAUCCCAGUGUCCUAUCUCCCUUUCUCUGCUCAGCUUUCUAGCUCAGGUGCAGGAUGUUUGAAUGAACAUCGUUCCUAGCCUCAUUUUAGCGGUCCCAGAACCAUUCCUACUUCCGUUCCCAGCUAGGUACUGCCCGCCACACAUCUCUACCUUCACCAUCACCAAAGGUUGGUCACGGAAGUCCAGCGAGAGGGAGCAGGCUCUGGUAUUCCGCUGCUUUCCUGUUAGUCGCGGUGCAUCGGCCCGGGCCUCGCAAGGGUUAAGAGGAGAGCUUUGGGCUGACGUCGUCGCUCUGGCCGAAGGCGCCACUCCAGUCACUCCAGGCAGCGCAGCAGUGGGAACGAUGGAGCUGGACCGAUGGGCACAGUUGGGGCUCGCGUUCCUGCAGCUCCUUCUCAUCUCAUCAUUGCCAAGAGAAUACACGGUCAUUAACGAAGCCUGCCCCGGAGCUGAGUGGAACAUCAUGUGUAGAGAGUGUUGUGAAUAUGAUCAGAUUGAGUGCAUCUGCCCAGGAAAGAAGGAAGUGGUGGGUUAUACCAUCCCAUGCUGCAGGAACGAGGAUAACGAAUGCGACUCCUGUCUAAUUCACCCAGGUUGUACCAUCUUUGAAAACUGCAAGAGCUGCCGGAAUGGCUCGUGGGGCGGAACUCUGGACGACUUCUACGUGAAGGGAUUCUACUGUGCAGAGUGCAGAGCAGGCUGGUACGGAGGGGACUGUAUGCGAUGUGGCCAGGUUCUUCGAGCUUCGAAGGGUCAGAUCUUGUUGGAGAGCUAUCCCUUAAAUGCUCACUGUGAAUGGACCAUUCAUGCCAGACCUGGGUUUAUCAUCCAGCUGAGGUUUAGCAUGUUGAGCCUGGAGUUUGACUACAUGUGCCAAUAUGACUAUGUUGAGGUCCGUGAUGGGGAUAACAGCGACAGCCCUCUUAUCAAGCGUCUCUGUGGCAACGAGAGGCCAGCUCCCAUCAGGAGCACUGGCUCUUCACUCCAUGUCCUUUUCCAUUCUGAUGGCUCCAAGAACUUCGAUGGCUUCCACGCUGCCUUUGAGGAGAUCACAGCGUGUUCCUCAUCGCCUUGUUUUCAUGAUGGUACAUGCAUCCUUGACACCACUGGGUCUUUCAAGUGUGCCUGUCUGGCUGGCUACACUGGGCCCCGCUGUGAAAACCUUCUUGAAGAAAGAAACUGCUCAGACCUUGGGGGCCCAGUCAAUGGGUACAAGAAAAUCACAGGAGGUCCUGGACUUCUCAAUGAGCGCCACGUAAAAAUUGGCACGGUUGUGUCUUUCUUUUGUAAUGGCUCAUACGUUCUGAGUGGCAACGAGAAAAGAACUUGCCAGCAGAACGGAGAGUGGUCAGGAAAACAGCCUGUCUGCAUGAAAGCCUGCCGGGAACCGAAGAUCUCAGACCUGGUGAGGAGGAGAGUCCUUUCAAUGCAGGUUCAAUCAAGGGAGACACCAUUACACCAGCUUUAUUCCACGGCUUUCAGCAAGCAGAAACUGCAGGAUGCCUCUACCAAAAAGCCAGCCCUUCCAUUUGGAGACCUACCCCCUGGAUACCAACAUUUGCACACCCAGGUCCAGUAUGAGUGCAUCUCGCCCUUCUACCACCGCCUGGGAAGCAGCAGGAGGACAUGCCUGAGAACUGGGAAGUGGAGUGGGCGGGCCCCGUCCUGUAUCCCAAUCUGUGGAAAAAUCGAGAGCGUUGCUUCUCCAAAGACUCAAGGGACCCGCUGGCCAUGGCAGGCAGCCAUCUACCGGAGGACCAGUGGUGUACAUGACGGUGGUCUGCACAAAGGUGCAUGGUUCUUGGUCUGCAGUGGUGCCCUGGUGAAUGAGCGUACUGUGGUUGUGGCUGCCCACUGUGUAACAGAGCUGGGGAAGGUCACCAUCAUCAAGACAGCAGACCUCAAGGUUGUCUUGGGAAAAUUCUACAGGGAUGAUGAUCGAGAUGAGAAGACCAUCCAGAAUUUACGGAUUUCUGCUAUCAUUCUGCACCCCAACUAUGACCCUAUCCUGCUUGACACUGACAUCGCCGUUCUGAAGCUCCUAGACAAGGCCCGCAUCAGUACCCGUGUCCAACCCAUCUGCCUGGCUACCACUCGGGACCUCAGCGCCUCUUUUGAGGAGUCUCACAUCACUGUGGCUGGCUGGAACAUCCUGGCAGAUGUAAGGAGCCCUGGCUUUAAGAAUGACACCCUACAUUAUGGGAUGGUCAAGGUGGUAGACUCAAUGCUUUGUGAGGAACAACACGAAGACCAUGGCAUUCCAGUUAGUGUCACUGACAAUAUGUUCUGUGCCAACAAGGACCCCAGUACCCCUUCUAACAUCUGCACUGCUGAGACAGGGGGCAUCGCUGCUUUAUCCUUCCCAGGCCGAGCAUCCUCUGAGCCACGUUGGCAUUUGGUGGGGCUGGUCAGCUGGAGCUAUGACAAGACAUGUAGCAACAGCCUAUCCACAGCCUUCACAAAGGUGUUGCCUUUCAAAGACUGGAUUGAGAGAAACAUGAAGUGAACCAGCCACAAGGCCACCGAGAAGCUUUCUCCUAGCAUCCAUCUGUACAUAUAUGGUGUAUGGAACAGUGUGGACCUGAAGCGUAAUUUUGCCCAUGACCUUUGUUACUGAAAGGCUUCUGGUUUCAGGGUGUUAUCUCAAUAGAGAGUGAAUAGAGUUUACUUUCUGUCAGGGAACUGUCUUCCUGGCUGCUUGGGAAUCAUCUAAAAGAUGCCAGAUUUUGCAAGAACUGUGUUUCUUCAAAGAAGACCAUGUGAAUAGAAUGAGAGCCUCCUUCUCCUUCUCCACUCCAAGCGAUGUGACUGUCAAUCAGUUUGGGUUGAGAAGGUUGACUUGAGGAGGCCUGGGCUGCACCUGCUUUCAGUCAAAGUUCCAAAGAACAGCUUGUAUGACAGCCCAGGAGAAGGAGGACCUUGGAUGUGACACAUGCUCCUGUGAACAUUGUCUCAAGAUUUUCUGAUUCUUUUCCUUUCCAAUCUUCUGUAUACAUUUCAAUAAAACAAGGUCUGGCUCCUGACCUACAAAACAAAAA